Molecule: messenger RNA, 1074 nt
Organism: Camellia sinensis
Lineage: Eukaryota; Viridiplantae; Streptophyta; Magnoliopsida; Ericales; Theaceae
Source: RefSeq, a predicted model, not a curated record
AUGGAGAGAAACAUGAAGGAAAUGCGUGGAUCAACUUCAGACAUAAUCAGUAAUCUUCCACAAAGUGUAAAAGAAACAAUCUUAGUGUGUUUGCCAAUACAGGAUGCGGUGAGGACUAGUGUUUUGUCAAAGAAAUGGAGGUAUAUCUGGACAAAACUUCCCCGACUUGUAUUUGAUGAUAACUUUUGCAGAGAAUCAACCAGAAAAACCAAGACUGAACUUAUGAUGACUAUUUAUCAAGUUCUAUUACUUCAUCGUGGACCAAUACCCAAGUUCAUACUCAAUUUAUCUAGACUGGAAAGUUGCUCGGAGAUCAAUCAAUUGAUACUUUUCCUUUCAAACAAUGGUAUCCAGGAAUUCGCCCUUCUGAUUCGGAAGGGUGACCCUUAUAAAUUGCCGUCAUCAUUAUUUUCAUGUGAACAAAUUAGGUGUUUGAGGCUUCGUUCUUGUGUAUUUAAAUCUCCACCUGAAGUUAAAGGAUUUAGCAGGCUCCUUGAACUGGUGCUUUACGAAGUUGUUGUUACUGCUGACAUACUUUCAAGUUUAAUCUCCAGUUGCCCACUACUUGAGAAACUGUCACUUAAAAGAUCCGGCAAUUUAGAUUCCCUUGAAAUUAAUGCUCCUAAUCUUAGAUUCUUAUGCUGUGGUGUACCAAAGAGGCUUCCAAAUUCUUUGAACAACCUUAAAACUCUCAAGUUGUUUUUUGUUUGUUUUGAAGAAGUAAAUGAGAUCUCAGUUAUUCUUUGUUUAAUCAGAAGCUCUCCAAACUUGGAAAAAAUUACAGUUGUCGCACCAAGUACUGAAACUGUUGUUGUUAUUUAUCCUGUUCUGGAACUUCUAGAAAUAAAAGACUGGUCAGGUGUCUCUUUAAAUCAACUUCAAGUAGUGCAGUUGGGGGGUCUAUAUGGCACACGGUCUGAAUUGAAGUUUAUUAAGCUUCUAUUAGCCAUAUCACCCGUGUUGGAGACAAUGUUUAUUCAGACUGACUCAGAGAAGGUUGUUGACGAAGGAUUGAGAAUUUUGAAUGAGGUGACAAUUUCCACGCUUGUCACCUCAAGCAGAAAUCAAAUUUGA